Molecule: messenger RNA, 4265 nt
Organism: Sinocyclocheilus anshuiensis
Lineage: Eukaryota; Metazoa; Chordata; Actinopteri; Cypriniformes; Cyprinidae
Product: paired amphipathic helix protein Sin3b-like
Exons: 19
Coding region: 406-3996 (1196 amino acids)
Biological process (GO): negative regulation of transcription by RNA polymerase II
Cellular component (GO): chromatin; Sin3-type complex
Molecular function (GO): transcription corepressor activity
Source: RefSeq, a predicted model, not a curated record
AACUCCCUCCGUUUCCGGGCGCUAGGAUCGAGCGCACAGCUGCCGCCGAAUUUAAAGAGACAUACAUCAUUUGUUUAAAUAAUACGACCAUUGGAAAAAAAAUGUACAUGCAUUGUUUCUGGUUCUCUUCGCGGGUAUCGAUGGGGGCUCGUCAUUGUUCUGAACACUUGACGGUGUAGUUUUAGUAGGGAUUGAGAGGUCUGAACACACUUGCGGGCUUGAGCUGGAAGUCUAUACUGGAGUAACUGGGUGGCCGUCGGUAAAGUAGACCGGACUUGUGGGGGGAAGAGAGCUGGGUGGCCCCCCGAUACGAACUGAUUUUUGUACGCCAGAACAACCUGCAAACACGGAGGGACGGUAAAUCAUCGUGGCUUCGGUGGCUGUUGGUGGGGAAGGAAACGCACCAUGGCGAAAAUUCAGGCUCGCAGCAGCACUGCGAAGCAAAUCAACCAGAUCCAAGACAAGGCCUAUGUGGUUCAGAAGCAAGUCCAGCAGCAGCACUUUCAGAAACUAAAGGUGGAGGAUGCCUUAUCUUACUUGGACCAAGUCAAAAUACGGUUCGGAAAUGAUCCGGGAAUAUACAAUAAGUUUCUGGAUAUCAUGAAGGAGUUUAAAUCUCAAAGCAUUGACACACCAGGAGUUAUCAACAGAGUUUCUCAGCUCUUCCAUGGGCAUCCUGACCUUGUCCUGGGGUUUAAUGCCUUUCUACCUCUCGCUGUUCUUUGGUUUCUUUUCUCUCAGGUAUCUCCGGGACCAGGAAGGAGCACGGGCAGCUCUGUGGUUAGUGCCUCUUCAUCAGCAGUGGCUGAAGCAGGAUCAGCUCCGAAUGAAGCUGUGACCUCUCCGGAGAGCAUCGCUUCAUCAUCUGGACCUCCUGAACAAUCAAGCAGGUUGUCACUUCCUCUGCCCAGCCAAGAGAGCCAAUCACAGCCGGCCACCACGUCGGUGUCCCCUCCCACAUCAGAGCCCAGUCCUGUGGAGUUUGAUAGUGCCAUCAGUUACGUCAAUAAGAUCAAAAACCGAUUUUUGGACAACCCAGAAAUCUACCGGGCCUUCCUGGAAAUUCUACAUACAUACCAGAAGGAGCAGCUGGAGGUGAAGGAGAGCAGAGGGCGUAGCACUGGAGGAAUGACCGAAGAUGAGGUUUUCUCUAAAGUGGCAAGUCUUUUCAAAGGUCAAGAGGAUCUGCUUGCAGAGUUUGGCCAGUUUUUGCCUGAUGCAAAGAGAUCUCUGUUUACUGGAGGUUCUUUGCCUGGCAAAGACAGUCUGAAGAAAGCAGAGGAAGAGGAAAUUAAUAAACUGAGCAAGAAGAGACCUAGACCCAUGUUACUGCCCCACAUGACCCCCCUUCUGAAGAAAAAAAUGAAGUAUUCCUGCUCCAAGGACCCAUCUUUUGCCUCUGUCGGAAAGCAUGGAGUUUUGCGGGAAUUCACGUUCUUUGACAAGGUUCGCUGUCUGCUCAAGAGUCAGGAGGUGUACGAGAAUUUCUUACGCUGUAUAGCUCUGUUCAAUCAGGAAGUGGUUUCAGGGGCCGAACUCCUGCAGCUUGUGACUCCAUUCUUGGGGAAGUUUCCAGAACUGUACACCCAGUUUAAGUCAUUUUUGGGUGAUAAAGAGCUGUCUCAUGCCAUCAUGGGCCUCUCUGACCGUUACAUGGAGGGUGGAGGCAGAGAAGUGGAUUACGCCUCCUGUAAACGCCUGGGAUCCAGCUACAGAGCCCUGCCCAAGACCUACCAGCAGCCCAAAUGCAGUGGCCGAACUGCUAUAUGCAAAGAGGUGCUGAAUGAUACCUGGGUCUCAUUCCCUUCCUGGUCAGAAGACUCCACUUUUGUGAGUUCCAAGAAAACACCAUAUGAAGAGCAACUUCAUCGCUGUGAAGAUGAGAGGUUUGAGCUGGAUGUUGUGCUUGAGACUAAUUUAGCAACGAUAAGAGUUUUGGAAAGCGUGCAGAAGAAAUUAUCCCGCCUUUCGCCGGAGGAUCAAGAGCGCUUCCGAUUGGAUGACUGUCUUGGUGGAACUUCUGAGGUCAUCCAGCGUCGUGCAAUCUAUCGUAUCUACGGUGACAAGGCUCCAGAAAUCAUAGAGGGGUUAAAGAGGAGUCCAGCCACUGCAGUUCCUGUCGUACUCAAAAGAUUGAAAGCUAAAGAGGAGGAGUGGAGGGAGGCUCAGCAGGGCUUCAACAAAAUCUGGAGAGAGCAAUAUGAGAAGGCGUUUCUGAAAUCACUGGACCACCAGGGUGUCAACUUCAAACAGAACGACAUGAAGGCUCUUCGAUCCAAGAGUCUUCUCAAUGAAAUAGAGAGCAUCUAUGAUGAGCGGCAGGAGCAGAGCACAGAAGAGGGCGGCAUGGGCCAGCAAAGCUGUGACGGCUCAGGCACAAAUUCGACCAGUGAACCCCACAUGAUCUUCACUUACGAAGACAAACAGAUCCUGGAGGACGCUGCCUCCCUCAUCAUCUACCAUGUCAAGCGACAACCCACCAUCCACAAGGACGACAAGGACCACAUCAAGCGUAUCAUCCAGCACUUUGUUCCCGAUCUCUUUUUCGCCCAUCGUGGAGAGCUUAGCGAGACAGAGGAGUUCACGGACGAGGAAGCCGAGGGUGAGGACGGCACCACCGCAGGAGGUGAAGUCUCAACAACAGGCAGCCAGCAACAGCUGAACGGUGAUUCCAGACGAAGACGAUGCACUUCCCCUCAGAGCAUGGACACCUCUACGGCCGCCCACAGUAUGAAUCCAGAAGGGGAGGCUGUGGAUCUGCGGGACCCGGAAGCUGUGGAUCUGCGGGACCCAGAGGCUGAGCACCAGAAGGAGCUGGAUGGAGUCUACAACCUGUUCUUCGUCAAUAAUAACUGGUACUUCUUCCUGCGGCUGCACCAGACUCUGUGCUCACGGCUGCUAAGGGUUUACAGGCAGGCCGAGAGACAGUUACUGGAACACAGGGCAGAGCAGAAUCGGGAACGGCUGCUCAUGGGAGAGGGGCGCAGAGAAAAGGCAAACGACCUGGCUAUGGAGCUGCGUCUGAAACAGCCCAGUGAAGUAGAGUUAGAGGAAUAUUACCCAGCGUUCUUAGACAUGGUACGCAGUCUUCUAGAUGGAAACCUGGAGGCCACGCAAUACGAGGACACCCUGAGAGAGAUGUUCACCAUCCACGCUUACAUCGGAUUUACCAUCGACAAGCUCAUUCAGAACAUUGUAAGACAGCUUCAGCACUUGGUCAGUGAUGAGGUGUGUCUGCAAGUCACUGAGCUGUACCUGGCCGAGAGGAAGAGGGGUGCUGCUGGUGGCAAUCUCUCGUCCCAGUGUGUCCGCGCCGCUUGGGAGGCCAGCUACCAAUGGAAGGCUGAGAGAGUCAUGUCUGAGGAGAACUGCUUCAAGGUCAUGUUCAUUCAAAACAAAGGUCAGGUGACCUUAACGAUCGAGUUGCUGGACACGGAGGAGGCCCAAGGCGAUGACCCACUGGAUAUUCAGAGCCUGUCUAAUUAUAUGGAGCAGUAUAUAGGAACUGAAUCUGUAUGCUCUCAGACAGAAGGAUACUACUUCAAGCCUGUGUUCCUACCCAGGAAUCUGAGGCAUUUCCGUGGCUGGCAGCUCAAGCAGGUGGAAGCCAUGCGCUGUCGGAGAGAGUGGCAUCGGAAGAUGGGUGUGGAGACAGCCGGGAACCUGGACUGCCGUUUCAAACUAAACACGCACAAGAUGGUGUUUGUGAUGAACUCCGAAGACUACAUGUACCGCCGAGGGGCCCUGGUGAAAGCUCGGAGGUCCCAGCACAGAGUAGCACAGGCCCAGCACGAGCGCUUCGAGCAGUGGCACCGGGGCUGGUUGAGCGAGCAUGUGUCCUCCGGCGCCGAGCACAGCGUGCAGGACUGGCUCAUGGGAGAAGAGGACGAGGACAUGAUCCCCUGCAAGACCACCUGUGUUUCCAUGCAGGUCAAAGGCUUAUAUGUCAACAGGUACCAGGUGCACUACAACAGCAAGGCCCCCGCCUCACCGUAACAACCUCAAGCCUUGGGAUGGAUUUUGGUGAUCUCUCUCUCUCUCUCUUUUCUCUCUAUGUCUCUUUCUCGCUCACUCUUUCAAAUGGCCGAGCUUAAACAUGCUUGGCUGAAACACAGCGAACAGACAGGAGUGGUUUGAGGACAGACAGCUGCUCAAAGGAGGGAAUGCCUCAUUAAAAAGCAUCACAUCUCGACACUAGUCCAUCAUGAUCGAUGCCGUUACCAGACGUUUCAGAAAUGUGAAUUUUUUUUUUUUUUUUUUUUUUU